CAAAGACGAAGGAGGCUCAAAUUAGACUGGACUGCAUGGAGCCUUGGGUUGGGUUGUGAAAAUGACUCACUGAUACACUCUGAGAAUAUUAAAGUGUCUGCAGGAAGGUUUAAACGGCAGAGGGAGUCAUAGUGAGUAUGCAAGGGGAGCUGGAAAGUUGACUGACCAGAGCACAAUCAGAGUUGGAUUUAUGGAACGCAGCUGUUGAGUGGUUGACAGACAUGUGAGAGAAGCUUAGACACUCCUGCUUCACAGGCUGCACGUUGAAGCUUGAGCUCUCCUUUCUAUUUGGAAGAAAAGAGGACUGCUUUUCUAUAACACAUAACAAGUCCAGAUGGUGCAGGAGCAGUAUGUCGCCACAACCCAAUACAGCAACAACCCAGAGCCGAUGACAGACCAUGUCUAUAAAAUUGGCAUCUAUGGCUGGAGGAAGCGGUGCCUCUAUCUGUUUGUCCUUCUGCUCAUCAUUAUCCUGGUGGUCAACUUUGCCCUCACCAUCUGGAUCUUCAGGGUGAUGUGGUUCAAUAUGGAAGGGAUGGGACACAUGCAAGUAGAGUCACAUGGAGUCAAGUUGGAAAAUGGAGAGUCAGAGUUUCUUUUCCCCUUAUAUGCUCAGGAAAUCCACUCAAGAGAAGACUCUAUUCUUCUAGCAAACUCAUCAGAAAACGUUUCUCUUAAUGCCCGCGAUGAAAAUGGUGACGUCACGGGGAGGAUGUGUGUGGGUACAAAAGAGGCUCAUGGACAUGGCCAAAACCUGCUCAUCAACUCCCACAACGACAAUAUGUUGUUCACUGCAAAUGGCGACCAGACUGUAAUUGGACCAGACAAACUACGAAUCACAGGUCCUGAAGGUGCACUGUUCCAGCAUUCAGUGGAGGUACCCCAGCUGAAAUCAGAACCUUUGAAAGACUUAAGGUUGGAAUCUCCUACUCGCUCUCUCAGUAUGGAUGCCCCAAAAGGAAUUCAUCUCAAAGCACUGGCUGGCAACAUUGAAGCUGCUUCCAACAUGGAUAUAGUUCUGCAAUCUAGUAAAGGACUGCUGGUGCUGGAUGCUGAGACUGUGCGCAUGCCAAGUCUGCCCUUGAGCCAAGGGGGGGUUUCUGGUGAUGCACUGGGUCUCUACGAGGUUUGUGUCUGUCCCAGCGGCAAAGUCUUCCUGUCCAAGGCUGGGGUCACUUCCACUUGCAGCGAGAAUCAGGAAUGCUAGAAUGACUCUUCACAAUCCUAUUUUAUUUAUGUUCCUCUGUAUAUCUGGCUGAUUUUUUUCUUUAUACAACAGCUAAUCUGUAAUGGUCCACCUGAUCCGUCAAGGCCUUAUAAACUCCGAAAUACCUAUUGGCACACACUCUAGAGAUUUCAUGAAAUGCAUUCAUUGAUCACAUCCAAGACCUUCCAGCAAAAAGAAAACAACAACAACCUGGCAACAAGUAUCUAACUUAUCUGCAUCACAACUGUGCAGAUAAUUUUUUAUACAUAUAGUAUCAUGGCUGGGCAAUUAGUAGCUGUUGGCUUAGACCCUAAGCUAUUUUGUCACAAACACAUAUCAAGGGCAUAGAAUAAUAAAAAAGAAAACCAUCAAAUAUUAAGAUAAAGUUAUUGAAAUAAUUACAUGGCUUACUGAUGCCCAUCUGGCAACAAUCUUUUAAUAUGAUUUUUUUUUUUUUUAUCUUAUUGGGUAUUAAAAAAAAGUGCAACACCAAGAGGGACAUCAUUAUUUUUUUUUAAAGCUGAUCCCAAUGAACUUUCUAGAGAUCCUGAUCAAAUUUUAUGAGAUACCCUUAAACUUUCUUGACAUCUCAAACACAACUUUUUGUAAUUAGAUAUAUUCCUACUUCUGAUAGAAGGUACCAGAUGUAUAUUCACAUAUUAGCCCUUCUAGGUCAAUUACUGUUCAGUGAAACGUUACUUUUACAAAAGCAACACCUCUUUUCAACCUUAAUAAUGUAGACAGUGUGCUACAAUCUGAUUUUUAUCAGUACAAGCAAUCGUUUGAGCUUGACAACUUACAGUAGCUGACAAGCACAGAAAGAUUGGAUUUGAGUGUGUGGGGCCUGUCUACUAGCUACUACAUACAGGAAUGGUUUCAAAUUUGUAAUACUACAGCGAUUAGUUUAGGACAAAUAGGAAUUUUAAGUGAUGUAGUAUACAGGAUAAUUUAGGUGUAAAGUGGUUUUAGUGACACUUAUAUCACUCAAACACUCAUAUACCAACUGUAUGCUUUUAUCAUUAAAAAUAUCUCCAUAAUUAUGUAUUUCCUCAAAUGAAUGGCUAAACAAAGUUAAGACCAUACAUAUAUGAGGUCAUUUUUGGGAUAAUUCAUUUUAUAUUAGCACAUGAGAUAUGAAGUUUCUGCCUGUUAAAAAUAAGUUUUCCUUAUAUAUUAUCUUGUCUUUAUGUUUGGUCUAUGUAAAUAAUAUCAGUGUGGCCUAGACCUGCUUUUUGUUAAGUGUCUUGGCAUAACAUUUGUUAUGAAUUGGUGCUGUAUAAAUAAAGAUUUUUGAUGAAUUGAUUGCUUGAUCAAUUUGUUUAUUGACUGACUGGUUUAAUUAUUUCCCCCAAAUUAUACAAAAGCAUAUAACCAACUGGAGACCAUUGUGUGAACUUGCUUAUUUGAAAAGACACAUAUUAAGUUAAAUAUUAUUUAAGUAGCAUCUCUUUUCUGUAUUGCUGUAGUAUAUCAAAGUUUGGACCACUCAUAUAUGAAUACAUUUAUAGAUGGUCCCUGCACACUUCAGUCACAGCUGUCUGAACAUUGUUCAGCAAAACAAUGUUCCUGAAAACACAUCAUGAGGUCAUCUCAUGAAGGAAAGAAUUGUUUAUGAACACAAUGUACAUAAGGUACAACAACAUCUUUUUAAAGUGAGGAGCAGUAAAGAACUUGACAUCAGUUGCUUCGGUGACUUACUGCGAUGUUGAAUACUUGUUGACUUGGGAAGGCCACGUCUGUGGAAAGUACAGAUUAUAUCUGAAUAAAAAAAAGCAAGACCUUGUAAAAAUUGAUUUUAUUAUGAAAGACACUUAGGAGAUUAAGAGAUUAAUUUUAGUAUGGUACAACACUAGGCAAAUUUCUCAUUUUCUUUCAAUUACUUCAUAGGAUUGAGAUUGAGACACUGUGUCCUAUGUUUCUAAUGUUGUAUAACAUUUUUAUUUUUUUCCAGUUUGUAAGACAACGUUAGUCCGGCCCAUUUUUAGCAUGUAAUUAUACCUGAACAAAACAGCCUUUUUUUCUGCAAAAAAGUUACAAAAGUCUGUUUGUUAAUGAGAUUUGAUAAGGGCCAGGGGCCAAAAUAAAGCAGUUCUGUAGCAGCCAUUAUUUUGUGAUUUUCAGGGGAAAACUAGACUUUAAUUUGCUUAUUGGACAUAUAUGCCCAGUUGACCAUAUAACAGAGAAUGUUUUGUUUGAGCAACUUCGUAUUUUUCACAUUAUUCUGGCGGUUCUGUAAGCAUAAUUUAAGAUUUCAUGAUGCUGUAUUAUGAUUGUGAGUGUUGGUAAGUAGCAAAUUAUACUAGAACAUAUGAGAUAACUGCAAAUUAAUGUGUGUCAUGUCUUAAUCUGAAUAAACUGCAUUUUUCUUCU
Notolabrus celidotus (New Zealand spotty) is the source of this 3577-nucleotide messenger RNA. RefSeq names its product sarcoglycan, gamma (gene sgcg). The coding region runs from base 335 to 1207 and encodes 290 amino acids. NCBI's taxonomy places the organism in Eukaryota, Metazoa, Chordata, Actinopteri, Labriformes, Labridae. The record is from RefSeq and is a predicted model, not a curated record. Gene Ontology annotation, biological process: heart contraction; cardiac muscle tissue development. Gene Ontology annotation, cellular component: sarcoglycan complex; sarcolemma. The transcript is spliced from 9 exons.